CGACUACCACCACCACAGCCAGCAGCAGCAGCAGCAGCAGCAGCAGCAGCAGCACUUGUCUUGUGAAGAGGAAAGUGAGGGGGCCCUCCCCCACGUCUACACCGCCUAUGCGGAGCAUUUGCUGCUCGAGAUCCUGUGCGAAGGUUCUCAGGCAGCAAAACGCGAAGUUGCUGCUGACCAGCAGCAGCAGCAGCAGCAGCAGCAGCAGCAGCAGCAACCGUCUUGCGGGGAGAGCGCCGCAGCCCGCGCUGCGGCGGCGGGCUCAGCUUCCGGCUCCUCUGUAGCGACCUCCCCGCUGUCAGCAGCAGCAGCAACAGCAGCAGCAGCAGCUGCUGCUGCUGCUGGGCACAGCGACGGGGACACCGAAGGCAAGAGCAGCAGCAGCAGCAGCAGCAGCAGACGCAGAUGCGGGGUGCACACGCGGGCGCUCACGCGAGCGCUCACGGAGUGCCCGGGGCAGGGCUGUGCUGCUGCUAGCGAGACGCAGCAGCUGCUGCAGCAGCAGCUAGUGCUUGGCAGCUUAGCAGCAGCAGGAGCUGAGGCCCUUUGGUGCUGCUCCAACAGAGACCCCUUUCAGCAGCGCCACGGGGCAGCUUACGGGGGCAGCAGGGACGCAGCAGCAGCAGCAAAACGCCGCAACAUGCUCACCCGCCAGAUGCGCAGACUCACCUCAGCAGCAGCAGCAGCAGCAGCAGAAGCGCCCGCCUGCACGGCCCGCUGCUGCCGCGGCGGGAACUGCAGCAGCCUCCGCAGCAACUCGGGGCAGCCGAGAGCUGCAGCAGCAGCGCCAGCAGCAGCAGCAGCAGCAGCAGCAGCGAAGGGUUCUGGAGCAGCAGAAGCGUCGCCCGCGACUCAAGCAGCAGCGUCCCAAACCCCAGCAGCGCUGCCGCAGGCCGCAACAGCAGCAGCAGCAGCAGCAGGACAGGCAGCAGCAGCCUUGAGGCAGCUCCCAGUGCACCAGCAAGCGCAGAGGCUGCGGAGGCAGCUGCAGCAUCUGCAGCAAAAGGAGCUGCAGCGGUUUUUUGCCCUAUCGCAGCAGCAGCCCCUUCAGAAGCAGCAGCAACUUGCUGCUGCAGCUGUUGCGGCGGCUGCAGCUACUGUCUCGGGCGCAGCCAACUCGGCGCCGGCCGCGCAGCAGCAGCAGCCUGCAGCAACACAGGCUGCUGCUGCAGCAGCAGCAGCAGCUGCUGCUGCUUCUUGGCCCCACCCAAACCAUUUGAAGCCUCAGCAGGGGAGCUUCCCUUCGGGGUUUUUGCUGCAGCAAAUUCUGCAGCUGGAGUCGCAGCAGCGGCGGCAGCAAGAAGCUGUGGAGAGCGGCGCAUGCAUGCCAGCAGCGCAGCAGCAGCAGCAGCAGCAACUGCUGCAGCGCCACAGACAGCAGUUGCUGCAGCAAAAGCUGCUGCUGCAGCAAGCAAGCUGCAACCCUCAGCAGCUUCUCAUGCUCUCUGGACGGGCGCACUUAUUUGCCCAAAUGAAGGCAGCGAUGAAUGCUGCAGCAGCAAAGGCUGCUGUGGCAUCUCUGCAGCAGAACCAGCAGCAGCAGCAGCAGCAGCAAAAGCUCUUGCAGCGGCAUCUGCAGGGACUCCAAGGCCGUCUCCAGCCGACGGCAGUUGCUGCUGCGCUACAACCUGCAGCAGCAGCAACCUGCGCUCCGAACCCAGCUGCACAGCAGGUAGCAGCAGACCAGCAGCAGCUGCAGCAGCAGCAGCAGCACGUGGAGCCCGAAGCUGCAGCAGCGGAGGUUCCCGUUGCUGCAACAGCAACCGAAGGAACUGAGAAAGAGAGGAUCGGGGAUCUGCAGCAACCGCAAACGCAGCAGCAGCCGCAGCCACAGGAGCAGCAGCAGCAAGAGCAGCAGCAGCAGCAGCCACAGGGCCAGCAGCAGGCGGAGGAGCAGCAGCAGAAGCAGCUGCUGCCGCCGCCGGAACGCGAGCUGCAGGAGCCAGCGGAGCAGCCGGUGCUUCCGGACAUUGCAGCAGCAGCAGCAGCAGCAGCAAACAGCUGCUGCCAAAGCUACAGCCUCACAGACAUGGGAAGAAGAAGAGAGGGCCCCACAGCUGUGCUGCUGCCGCCUCUUGCUGCUCCUUCGGAGGCCUUUUGCCGCAGUGCUGAGCAGCUGCCGCACGCCACUACCUUGGCGUGA
Eimeria tenella is the source of this 2143-nucleotide messenger RNA. RefSeq lists its product as uncharacterized. NCBI's taxonomy places the organism in Eukaryota, Apicomplexa, Conoidasida, Eucoccidiorida, Eimeriidae. The annotation marks the transcript as partial. The transcript has 4 exons. The record is from RefSeq and is a predicted model, not a curated record.